AUGGAGGGUCAGGACAGUCGAGCUCGAGUUCGAGCCCACUCCCAUGGCAAUUUAAAUAACAAUGGUAGGCCUCCCUUGCUCCCGAUAGAAGGUGGCGCCACCACCACCGUAACAACUGGCGUCCUCCCUGCGAAUCACAAUAGUAAAGAUACAACAAGUAAACACCAGCACUUCAAACUGUACAAACCUGCCAAGGUAUUGACGCAGUUUGUGUUCACCCAUCGAACACGCAAAAAGAGAACCUUGUUGGGAGAUGUCCUCCGUGGCACUCCCACUUGCACUGCCGAUUCGAGUGAACCAGUACCGAUACCAUUGAAAUGGCCCAUGGGAACCAUGGCCAUUGGUCGGUUGGACGAAGAUUCCGAAGGGUUGCUCCUCCUGACCACGGAUGGAACCGUAUCGGAGAGGGUGCGUCGCACAUCGGUCGAGAAGGAAUACUGGGUCCAACUGGAUGGACAGAUCACCGAACAAGCCCUUCACCGGCUUUGUCAUGGAGUGCCAAUUUCCCUGCCGACAGGGCCCAAAUGCGACAAGGAUCAGGGGGACAGGUCCACGUACACGUACACGUACACGACCCUGCCGUGUCAAGCUCGUGUUUUGGAUACCGUCGUCGUCCGCGUAAACGCAACGAGCACCACAGCAACUACCAAGGCAAAGAAUCCCUCUGCAGGGCCAGUGGCAGUAUCCAAACGAAAGAGAAAGAGAAACUUUGGGGGGACCUGCAACACAUGCGGCAAGACGGGCCACAAGGCAAAGGACUGUGAUCAAAAUCCAGUGGAUGUAUCCAAUGUGACGACAACAAAACUAUUAAAUGCCAAGAGCGUGCGUGUACCACCCGGUAUUGCUCCACCAUCCUCCAACCUACACAUACGAGACGAAUCCUCGCGGCAUGGGCCCACCAGCUGGAUAUCCAUCACCAUCCGAGAAGGAAAGAAUCGACAAGUGCGACGCAUGACGGCCGCUGUGGGAUUUCCGACACUCCGAUUAAUCCGGGUUCGAAUUGGAUCGAUUGCACUGGAUGGCAUGGUAGCAGGAGACGUCAGGGAGAUCGCGGAGGAACUAGAGAAGCUGGAGUGA
Messenger RNA from Seminavis robusta, 1077 nucleotides. The record is from the annotation of a GenBank genome assembly. NCBI's taxonomy places the organism in Eukaryota, Bacillariophyta, Bacillariophyceae, Naviculales, Naviculaceae.